AUGUUUCUGCUGUUUUUCUUCGCACUGGCUUUUGCCAGCAUUAAUUGUGAGCCAGAAACAGUGCGAGAUAAUUUUGACUAUUUUAAUUACGGCACAAACGAAGACAAUUUAUUAAAGAAUAUCGACUUACACCCGCCGAAAGACGAGAUUGUACUAAGACCUCAAGAAGUAAAGGAUUGGCCGCAACAGUCGCUAAAUGUUGGACAAAUAACUGCAGUGUCCAUCAACUCUUUGGGUCAACCAGUGAUAUUUCAUAGAGCUGAAAGAGUAUGGGACGAAAGUACUUUCAACGAAUCCAAUGUGUACCAAAAUUUGGACAAAGGCCCCAUUAUCGAGGAUACGAUAUUGAUUCUGGAUCCACAUACUGGAUCUGUGCUGCACAGUUGGGGUGCCUACGCGUUUUACAUGCCGCAUGGUCUUACAGUUGAUCAUCACGACAACGUGUGGGUCACAGAUGUUGCUAAGCACCAGGUAUUCAAGUACACACCGAGCAAUCACAAAUACCCAUCCCUGACUAUCGGAGAAGCUUUUACUGCGGGCUACCCUUACAGACGACGAGUACUUCUAUGUAUGCCGACUUCAGUAGCCGUGGCAACCACUGGAGAAAUAUUUGUGGCUGAUGGUUAUUGUAACAACCAAAUCCUUAAAUUCAAUGCUGCUGGCAUUCUGUUACUAGCCAUACCAACCUAUUCAGAUACGUUGACUUUGAAUCUGCCACAUAGCGUGACAUUAUUGGAGCAUCUCGACAUAGUUUGCGUUGCUGACAGAGAGAACAUGAGAAUAGUGUGCCCUAAAGCAGGGUUAAAGAGUUACGUCAACAUGUUUGAGCCUGCUGCUAUAAUAGAAGAUCCUACAUUGGGCAGAGUGUUCGCGGUGGCAUCUCAAGGAGACAUCAUUUACGCUGUAAACGGUCCUACAUCACAGAAUAUUGCUGUCAGAGGGUUCACAGUAAACGCUGUUUAUGGAACAAUUUUGGACACCUGGGAACCAAGUACUGGUUUCACAAAUCCUCACUCACUAGCGGUGACAAGGAAUGGAUCGCAUCUUUACGUCACAGAAAUAGGACCGAACAAGAUUUGGAAAUUCGAAUUAACCGAUGUCUACGAUAAGAAAAAAUAA
Molecule: messenger RNA, 1119 nt
Organism: Chilo suppressalis (striped riceborer)
Lineage: Eukaryota; Metazoa; Arthropoda; Insecta; Lepidoptera; Crambidae
Source: the annotation of a GenBank genome assembly